UUGCGACUCCAAGGCUUUCCGAGGCCUCGUCGCCCUGGGUUGUGCUUCCGGCGCGAAGGUCACGGACAAGAUGGUGCCGCCGGUGCAGGUUUCUCCGCUCAUCAAGCUCUGCCGCUAUUCCGCCUUGUUCCUCGGCGUGGCCUACGGAGCCAAGCGCUACAGUUACCUGAAACCCCGGGCGGAGGAGGAAAGGCGAAUUGCUGCCGAGGAGAAGAAGAAGCAGGAUGAACUCAAACGGAUCGAGAGAGAACUGGCAGAAGCCCGAGACGACAGCAUCCUGAAGUGAGCCUCUGCCCGAGCCGUGCGCAUGAAUAAAGCUCCCUGUGUUGUGUGA
This is a messenger RNA of Pteronotus mesoamericanus, 334 nucleotides long. RefSeq names its product ATP synthase membrane subunit e (gene ATP5ME). NCBI's taxonomy places the organism in Eukaryota, Metazoa, Chordata, Mammalia, Chiroptera, Mormoopidae. Bases 71 to 286 code for a protein of 71 amino acids. Gene Ontology annotation, biological process: proton motive force-driven ATP synthesis. Gene Ontology annotation, molecular function: proton transmembrane transporter activity. The transcript is spliced from 4 exons. The record is from RefSeq and is a predicted model, not a curated record.